Molecule: messenger RNA, 9410 nt
Organism: Phasianus colchicus (ring-necked pheasant)
Lineage: Eukaryota; Metazoa; Chordata; Aves; Galliformes; Phasianidae
Product: aldehyde oxidase-like
Molecular function (GO): oxidoreductase activity; NAD binding; 2 iron, 2 sulfur cluster binding
Source: RefSeq, a predicted model, not a curated record
UUUGAUAGAGAAAAUUCUCAGCUACAAAACACUAUUUUCCAACAAGAGGCUGCAUGCUGUGCUUGUGAAGGCUUGCAUCAGCAGAGCUGACCCACUGUUGCCACUGCUGAAAUACAUCACCCCUGCCUUGCAGUGCUCAGUUCCACUGCUUGGUCUCUGUAAACUUUCAGCAAGCAUCAGUGAAUGUCAGUGGGUGCCAUUUUCUCCACACAGAGGAAUCUGGUGACCCACCUUUGCUUCAUCCACACUUCCAGGUGAGAUACCAUUUUGUCAGACUGCCCCUCUGCUGCCUCUGUCACACACAACAACGUGUAAUGGGAUACUGGUGUGGAGGUUCAACCUCUACUGCCAUACCACCAACAUCCACUUCUGGCACUGUGAACCAUCAUAAGAAAAUAGGAGGCAUUAUUUUUCAGAGUAGCCCUCAUAGAAAGUACUAGCAGUUCAUUUAGUUCAUUUUGCUCUAUGGGAACACGUGCCCUUUGUGAAAGUGGAAGAUGUGUCUUAAUAUUUUAAGCUAACUUAACAGAAUGAAGUAAAAAAAAAUUAUACGAUCAACUCACACAUUAAGAAAAAAAGUGACUUGUAACUUUCCAGGUCACACAAGCAACAUUAAUUAAGUAAAGCUACUUAGCUCUUCUGCCACUCAUAGAUUAAUAUGUCAACUCAGAGGAAUCAGCAAGCUCUCCAUCCUUGAAACACCUGAAACAUGUUCUACUUCUCACAUCAGUCUGAAAUACCUAAAUUUUCCUGAGAGAUUUUGCUCCAUUUUAUUAAACAACAAAGCUUUGUACUUGAACAAAAGGCACAACAGGUACAAUAACUGCAACAGCCAUCUCUUAUUUGACCAAUACAUAGAAUCAUCUGUCCUGAACCCAGGUUGCUGUGGGCAUGUAUGCUGCAACUCAGAAGGACCCUGAACAGUUCAGGGAAGAACAAUCUUGCACCCUUAGAACCUCUUCUGUGUUUUCCACGUGGAAGUAUUUUUUAAUAUAUAAAUAACGCAACACAUUGAAAUUAAUCAGGCUAAAGUAUUCCAAAGCUUGCGUUUGAAUUGCAUUGCUGUAGGAAAUUUAAAUCAAAAAUUGUAUUAACGCAACGGGCACCCACCCACCCACUUCUGUUUGAGUUUGGCAGAGCUCAGCCCCGCAGGCCGCCUCCCACGCUGCCCGGUGUCCGCCCGCUGCGGCCCGGCCCCGCCCUGCUCGCCCAGGGGCUUUCCGGCUGCUGCUGCCUCUGCCUGCGAUAUUUGCUGCCUGGAGAGUUCCGGGUUGGACGCUAUGUCUCUGCAAGGGGCGGUAGGGGCUGCGGAGUUGAUUUUCUAUGUGAAUGGGAGAAAGAUAAUAGAGAAAAAUGCCGAUCCUGAACAGAUGCUGCUGUUUUAUCUGCGAAAGAGACUCCGUCUUACAGGAACUAAGUAUGGCUGUGGAGGAGGUGGCUGUGGUGCCUGCACGGUGAUGAUAUCAACUUAUGAGCCAGCUUCAAAGAAGAUACUACACUACUCAGCAAAUGCAUGCUUGCUUCCCAUUUGCUCCUUGUAUGGUAUGGCAGUCACCACAGUGGAAGGUGUUGGAAGUACAAGAACCAGAAUUCAUCCAGUUCAGGAAAGGCUUGCCAAGUGCCAUGGCUCCCAGUGUGGUUUCUGUACCCCUGGAAUGGUGAUGUCCAUAUACACUUUGUUAAGAAAUCACCCAGAACCAACUUAUGAGCAGAUGACUGCAGCUCUGGCUGGGAACUUGUGCCGCUGUACUGGAUACAGGCCCAUCCUAGAUGCCUGUAAAACCUUUUGUAAGGAUUCUGUUUGUUGUCAAAGUAAAGCAAAUGGAAAGUGUUGCUUGGAUCAAGAAGAGGAUUUGUUUGACAGAAAAGAGAAGGAAUCUGCCAGUCUGUUUUCACCAGAUGAAUUCCAGCCCUUAGAUCCCACCCAAGAGUUUAUAUUUCCUCCAGAACUAAUGAGAAUGGCUGAAAAUCAACCGAAAAGGACUCUGGUUUUCCAUGGGGAACGAAUGAUGUGGAUUUCUCCUGUAACCUUAGAUGAAUUACAGGAUCUGAAAGCUGCCCACCCCAAAGCACCUCUUGUUGUUGGAAACACUGGUGUGGGACCUGAUAUGAAGUUUAAAGGCGUGUUCCAUCCAAUUGUCAUUGCUCCUGCCAGGAUCCCAGAUCUGAAUGUGGUGAAAUGCAUGAGUGAUGGAUUAACUAUAGGAGCUGCCUGCAGCCUCUCUCUAAUGAAAGAUGUCUUGAGAAAUGCAAUUUUGGAGUUACCUGAAGAGAAGACAAAGAUUUUCUAUGCGGUCUUGCAGCAGUUAAGAACACUGGGUGGAGAACAGAUAAGAAAUGUUGCUUCAUUAGGUGGAAACAUUAUAAGUCGAAAAUCAACCUCAGACUUGAACCCCAUUCUGGCAGCUGGCAAUUGUAUGCUUAAUCUGGUUUCACAAGGAGGAAAGAGAUGGAUUCCUUUGAGUGAUAUUUUUGCAAAUGGAGUUGGUAACGAUGCUAUUAUGCCAGAAGAGGUUUUAGUCUCUGUCCGUAUUCCUUAUUCUAGGAAGGGAGAGUAUAUUUCUGCAUUUAGACAAGCACCAAGAAGAGAAAAUGCUCUCCCAAUAAUUAGUGCUGGAAUGAGAGUCCUUUUUGAAGAAGGUACAGACAAAAUUAAGGAUUUGAGCGUUUUCUAUGGAGGUGCUGCUUCAACAACAGUCUGUGCAAAGCAAACCUGUCAGACACUUAUUGGAAGAUACUGGAAUGAACAGAUGUUGGAUGAAGCUUCCAGGCUAGUCCUCAAUGAAAUAGUUCUCCCAGACUCAGCCUGGGAUGGGAAAGUAGAAUAUAAAAAAAUAUUGAUAGUUAGUUUCUUCUACAAAUUUUUCCUGGAAGUAUUACAGUCACUGAAGACAAUGGACCCUUGUCGCUAUCCUGGCAUACCCAUGGAAUAUGAGAGUGUUCUAGAAAACUUCCAAACCAAAAUGCCCCAGAGUAUCCAAAUAUACCAGAAUGUAGAGCUGAGUCAGUCUCCCCAGGAUCCUGUGGGACGGCCUAUUAUGCACCAGUCUGGAAUUAAGCAUGCCACUGGUGAAGCAGUUUACAUUGAUGAUAUUCCUUCUGUGGACGGAGAGCUCUUCCUGGCUGUUGUCACUAGUUCCAGAGCUCAUGCUAAGAUUGUAUCUGUAGAUGCCUCAGAGGCUCUGAAGGAACCAGGUGUGUUUGACAUCAUAACAGCUAAUGAUGUACCAGCUACAAAUGAGUUUCACUACUCUGAUGAUCCAGAGAUUAUAUUUGCAAGAAACAAGGUAAUUUGUGUGGGUCAGAUUGUAUGUGCUGUAGCUGCAGAUUCAUAUGCUCAUGCCAAACAAGCUGCUGCAAAAGUGAAGAUAGAGUAUGAAGCGCUGGAACCUGUGAUCUUGACAAUUGAGGAUGCUAUAAAGCACAACUCAUUCUUUGAGCCAAAAAGAAAAUUAGAACAUGGAGAUGUUGAUAAGGCAUUUGAAACUGUUGAUCGUAUACUUGAAGGGGAGAUUCGCAUUGGAGGGCAGGAACACUUUUAUAUGGAGACUCAGAGUGUGCUUGCUGUUCCAAAAGGAGAGGAUAAAGAAAUGGAUGUGUUUGUUUCAACACAACAUCCAGCAUUUAUCCAGGAGAUGGUAGCUGCAAGCCUAGGUGUUCCAGCAAACAGGAUCAUGUGCCAUGUUAAACGAGUUGGUGGAGCUUUUGGUGGGAAACUCCUGAAAGCUGGUUUACUGGCAUCAGUUGCUUCAGUGGCAGCAAACAAAACCAACAGAGCAGUCCGUCUUAUUCUGAGCCGGGGAGAUGAUAUGUUAAUCACUGGUGGACGGCAUCCUUUUAUUGGCAAAUAUAAAGUUGGCUUCAUGAAUGAUGGUAGAAUCAGAGCUGUGGAUGUCAAAUACUACAUUAAUGGAGGAUGCACCCCUGAUGAAUCUGUCCUGGUAGCGGAAGUAUCCUUAUUAAAAAUGGACAAUGCGUAUAAUAUUCCCAACUUGAGAUGCUUAGCUUGUGCUUGCAAAACAAAUUUGCCAUCAAACACAGCAUUUCGAGGAUUUGGUUUUCCUCAGUCAGGACUGGUAACAGAAACUUGGAUAACAGAAGUUGCAGAGAAAACAGGUUUAUCGCCAGAAAAGGUUAGGGAAAUAAAUAUGUAUAAGGAGGAUGAGCAAACACACUUCAAACAAAAGCUUGAUCCACAAAACUUAAUACGUUGUUGGAAUGAAUGUAUGGAGAAAUCUGCAUACUACAGUAGGAAAACAGCUAUCAAGGAAUUUAACAAACAAAAUUACUGGAAGAAAAAAGGGAUUGCCAUUGUUCCAAUGAAGUUUCCAUUUGGACUAGGCUCACGGUACCUUUCUCAGGCUGCUGCUCUGGUUCAUAUUUAUACGGAUGGAUCUGUGCUUUUGACACACGGUGGAAUUGAAUUGGGACAGGGUAUUCAUACAAAAAUGAUCCAGGUUGCUAGUCGGGAAUUAAACAUUCCAAUGUCAUAUAUUCACUUCUGUGAAACAAGCACAACAACUGUUCCUAAUGCGUGUGCUUCAGUAGGAUCUGCAGGGACAGAUGUCAACGGCAUGGCUGUGAAGGAUGCUUGCCAAACUCUUCUGAAACGCCUGCAGCCUAUCAUUAACGAGAACCCAAAAGGCAACUGGAAUGAUUGGAUUAAAGAAGCCUUUGAACAAAGUGUGAGUCUUUCAGCUACUGGCUACUUUAGAGGUUAUGAUGCAAAUAUGGACUGGGAGAAAGGGGAAGGACAGCCAUUCACAUACUUUCUUUAUGGAACUGCUUGUUCAGAGGUUGAAAUUAACUGUUUAACAGGAGAUCACAAGAACCUCAGAACAGACAUAGUUAUGGACAUUGGAUGCAGCAUAAAUCCAGCUGUGGAUAUAGGACAGAUUGAAGGUGCCUUUGUUCAAGGCAUUGGACUUUACACAAUGGAAGAAUUACAGUACUCUUCAGAAGGAGUCCUACGUACUCGGGGUCCAGAUCAGUAUAAGAUCCCUGCUGUUUGUGACAUUCCAGAACAGUUUAAUGUUUCCCUGCUGUCAUCUUCCCAAAAUCCGUAUGCCAUCUAUUCAUCCAAGGGGUUAGGUGAGGCAGGACUUUUCUUGGGAUGCUCUGUGUUCUUCGCAUUGAGGGAUGCAAUAACUUGUGUGAGGAAUGAAAGAGGACUAAAAAAGACCUUUGCACUGAACAGCCCUCUGACUGCUGAACAAAUACGAGCAGCCUGCACAGAUGACUUUACUAAGAUGAUGACAAAUGAUGAAUCUGCUUCCUCCACUCCUUGGGCCAGAGUGCAUCAGACCUGAACAGAAUUCUAACUAUUGAUUGCCUGCUCCAAAACACACUAAUCAACUCACAUAAAAUAAAGUAUUUUCUCAUUUUCAGAAUAGAAACAUAUAUACAUUACUCUUCUAUCAGUCUUCAUUUUCUGUCUGGUAUACUUACUAAACUUACAACUACUCAAGUUACAGCAUUCAAUUAUUAGAAAUGUAUCUCCAAACAUACUUAUUCCACAAGAAGGGUCGUCUGAAUGGUUCUGUUGCACGGCAUCCACAGAAAGAUCAGUUAAUAUAUGCUGCAGGAGAAGAAAGUUAGGAUGUAUUAUAAAGGUAUGUUAGAUUCCUUACUAUCAUUUAUUACAUAAAAGUACUUCAUAUGAUGUGAUUUUUGAGAACCUUCAGCUAAUAUUCCUGAGAUUUAAAUCAUGCAGUGCAGGUCUUCGCAGAAAUCUUUGUUGAAAAAUUGGAACUUUGUUUAUUAAAUUGAAUAUCUUUUUGAUAGCAAGUGAUGCUCUGAUUUCUAAUAAAGUCAGUUUAGGUUUUCCUUGGUACAGACAUCUUUGUGUUAAGAACAUACGGGGAACUAGUGUUAUGAUUUUCUUCUGCUAUGCCAGGCAAAUUGGUAUGUCCUAUACAGAUAGGAGAUUAAUUUUAUCUUCAAAGCUGGAAGAGUCACUUAAAUGUAGUUUCCCAUUAAGGCUCUUUUUGUCAUGGAGCAGUUCAAAAACCUCUGAACUUAGUGAGAAAAUCCACAUGGAGUUCAGUAUACUUUUAAAUAGAGGCCCGGAUGAACCUGUGUCUGGGAAAGGAUUCUUAAACAGUGCUUAAUCCUGUUCUCUGCACUGUACUGAGUCAUGAGAGCAGAGUUAAGAGCUUUUCUUUCACUCUUGAGCAUUACUGUGAUAAAAAACAAAAUAACAGAAAACAAUUUAAAAACAAAAAAUAUCAAUCAUCUGAUACUGCCUAGGCAGAAGACGAGUAGUAGCAACUGGAGACAGGAAAAUAUAAAGCAGCACUGUUUAGAAUGGUAACAAAUUCUGGUGAUAUUAAAUUUGAAGAAUGUAUUUAUUUGUAAUAUAAGACAAGUUCAAGAAAUUACAUAGAAAAAAUUGAAAUGAACAUAUUAUGGAAGCUCCAGUCACAGUUUUCUGAUUUCAAUGUUAGAAUCCAUAGAACUAAGUUCAUGGAAAACUUCAGCUUUUCCUCUUACCAAAGUGCAAAGUUGAAAUCUCAAUUCUGAAUGUGCUCACACAUACCCAGAGAUAUGCAAAAGUCUCUGGCGUUUGGAUUUGGGGCUUCGAUGUAAGAUGCAUCUUAGCACAGAGAAAUCAUCAUUUUUUCCAGUGUAUGUAUGUAUGUUUCAGAAAGUAACACUUGAAAAAAUUGUAGUAGAUUCAUAGAAUCAUAGAAUCACCAAGGUUGGAAAAGACCCACACAAUAACCCAGUCCAACCAUGUACCCAUGACCAAUAGUUCUCGCUAAACCAUGUCCCUCAACACAUUCUUUCAUGAAGUCAAACAGUCACAUGCUGAACAUGUGAUUUUGGUGAACCUCUGCAUCAUCUGUUCCUUACUGCUGUUUAUAAUGAAAAUCAAUGGCUCUAAUUAUUUCACACAUUGGUCUGUGGUCUCUCAUUUCACUUCUUAGUUUACCACCAACUGUUUUCUUUCCUUUUAUGAGCUGGUAUUGUAUUUGUGAGGGAAACCAAGUUAACUUCUUUUGUUUUGGCUAUUAAAAUAUAAAUAUUGUUGCAGUUUGUGACUCUGUGAUCUUUGAGUGGGUGAAAUUCAUCUGCUUAAACCUGGGGAUUGAGUGCCAUUUUAGACAUGAUAAGAUAGACAUAGUAGAGCCCACAGUUAGAAGAUACGACAUUGUAACUGGAGACCAAAAUGCUUAUAGUAGGUCAUCUAAAAGGACACUAGAAGUGUGGGUUAGGCUGCUGAAGCCUUCUUAGUUUUAACUUCUUUUUCUUCAUUUUCAUUGUAUUGCUUUGGGUCUUAUAUAUGUUAAGAAAAGUCAAAAAUAAAUGCGUGUGCUGCUGAUGUUAUUAGUCUUUCUGAUUAGAGAUAUCUUUUGCUGUGUGAGCUUGUUAGUGAUAAUUUGCAACCCCGUGUGUCAGUAAUAGCUCCAAACUAAGGGUAAAUCUCAGGAUAUGCUGAAACAGGGAACGUAUGAAAUUAAUGAAUUGUGGAAAGGGCAUUGUCUGUGGCUCUCCUAUGUACCUAUUUAUCACAAUGCAUGCUGGUAAAUUCCAGGUAGGUGAAUUAUUGUAUGCAUUGUGGCCCAGCUCUUACAUGCAAUGAUAUCACCCUACCUGCUAUGCUGAGCUGUUUAUACACCUGGGAUUCAUUGUGUUCUAGUCCUGUGCUUUGUUAUCUGCAGUACAGAUCACAUCUGCUUAUUAGUAUUUCUCAGCUACUAUUAGCAAAGAUUCCUUCCUGCCUCUUUACAAAGUGACACCAUUUUCUAUUUGUCUCAGUGAAAUCUAGCUAUAUGCUAAACACGUUUUUGUGGGGUUUUUUUUUCUUAAUGAAAAGAUAUGAAUCUCCUGGCUUUAAGAUUUUGAAAAACUGUGUGAAAGCUAGAAAUAUCAGCUAUUAAACAUACUUCUAUUGACGCUAUACCUAUGAGGGAAAUUGUGAAAUCAAUUUUCUUGGAAUAGAGAAGUGUUAAGGAGGUGGGUAUUUUUUGUGUUUUUGUUGUUAUGUUUUUAGUAUUAAAGAUUUGCAGACUGGAGGAGCUGCACAAGCAAAGUGUUAGGUCUCCAAAGGCAUGGUGCGUUGGGUGGCUAUCGACACAUUAAUAUAUAUUGUGCAGAAACACCCAAACUGGAAAUGGCUGGUGGAAACUUUUUUCUUGUUUUUGUGGUAAAUAAUUAUUUCUAUAAAUAUCUACCUUCAUUCACUCCCAAACUAUGGCUGGAGAAUCUUAAACACCUAACACAGAGGUACUAAUUUGAUUUGGAGUCUGUUGCUCUAAAAGGUAGAUAUUGGGUAGCCAAAGUCCAGUAUUAGAUAUGUUUAUUUCUCUUCUUGUCUUUUAAUCCUGCAUAUUGUAUGUGCAACACUUAAGGAAUACCAUAGUAGUGCUGUAGUUAGCAGACUUCAAUAGGGCUUUUGCCUGCAGUACCUUAUGACUUCAGUUUUUCAUUGUUCAUAAUUCUCAUUGCGUACUUGAGGGGCUAAAACACAAAAGAAUAAGCACGUAGCUCUUCUGAGAAUAAUUUCCUUCUAAUGGGAAAAAAGGUGGGGAACUGACUACUUUGUCUUAAAAUACUAAACUGUUUCUAAAUGAAAGACGCUUUUGCUGUAUAAUAUAAAAAAGUGAUGUGCAUUUAAAAAAAAAAAAAGACUUUGAAAGUUGUGCACAUAAAUUCUCAAUUUAAAAAAAAAAAAAAAAAAGAAAGCUAGCUGUAGUAAAGCAUUUUGAGAUUAAUAACCUAGUUUACUAAAUGUGAAUUUACAGUAAAUAGAUAAGAUACUAGAAUACCAGAUCAGGGUUUGGAGUAUCUUUCUCUAUAAAUUUAGCGCAUAUGGUAUAUCGUAUAGGGUAUGAUCAACUCAUAAUGUUAACUGCAGCAGUCAGGCUAUUGAGCUGGAGUGGCAUAGAGAUAAUCAGUAGGAAAUUUUGAAGUUUACGCAGUAAUAAUCCAGACUCAACAUGUUGAAACCUGGUUACAGGAAAACACUAGCUAUGACACGCCCAUCAGUGAUAUACUAAAUGAGAAGCACAGGUUUUAGCUUUAGGCAUUCCUACCUAUUCUACAGUUCACAGCAUUAAAAAGAGGCCUCAGAGUUGUAGUUCAGACCCAGGAAUCCCCUCCGACAAAUAGCUUAUCACUUAGGUUACAAAGUUAGAGUUAGAGGGGAUCUUAUUCUUUUCAAAUUAUUGCAGCUCAUCAGAGAAGAGUUACUGUGCAGAGUGCAAGUAGAAAGUCUGGUGAGCCAGCACCUUAAAAUGCAUUAGUUGCUGUGAAAGUGCGUACCUUACACUGACUCCUCCCUAUCUACUUGAUUUGAUGCUCAGUCUGAAAAUAAAUUCUGCGGGACACAGAGCAAAUUUAGUCCACUUGAGUCAGAGUCAUAUGACCUAGGCGAGGAGCAUGUAGCAUUUCUCACUGUAUGUAAA